AUGGGAUGCGUGCUGGCACCUACCCUCUUCAUUCUUAUGCUCUCUGCAGUGCUGAUGGACGCCUACCGCGACGAACGCCCCGGUAUCCGCAUCGCCAACAGGCCGGAUGGUCACCUCCUGAAUCAACGGCGGAUGCACUUCCGAUCACGCGUAUUCACAACCAUCGUCCACGAACGCCUCUUCGCCGAUGACUGCGCCCUGAACACCACCUCGGAAGAGGAGAUGCAACGGAGCAUGGACCUUUUCUCCGCCGCCUGCAAGAGCUUCGGUUUGGUAAACAACACGCAGAAGACGGUGUUGAUGCACCAACGGCCACCCAACUCAGCCGCACAACCCAACGCGCUAUCUCCGCAAAUCAGCUUGAACGUCACCCAUCUACAAUUUGUGGAUAAAUUCCCAUACCUGGGCAGUGCCCUAUCCUGUAACACCAAAAUCGAUGACGAAGUGGCCCGCAGGAUUCCGUAA
Molecule: messenger RNA, 465 nt
Organism: Spirometra erinaceieuropaei
Lineage: Eukaryota; Metazoa; Platyhelminthes; Cestoda; Diphyllobothriidea; Diphyllobothriidae
Source: the annotation of a GenBank genome assembly